Anolis carolinensis (green anole) is the source of this 2225-nucleotide messenger RNA. It is a transcript of the gene cldn23, whose product is annotated as claudin 23. The coding region runs from base 739 to 1518 and encodes 259 amino acids. NCBI's taxonomy places the organism in Eukaryota, Metazoa, Chordata, Lepidosauria, Squamata, Anolidae. Gene Ontology annotation, molecular function: structural molecule activity. Gene Ontology annotation, biological process: bicellular tight junction assembly; cell adhesion. The record is from RefSeq and is a predicted model, not a curated record. Gene Ontology annotation, cellular component: plasma membrane; bicellular tight junction. The transcript has 2 exons.
AUAUUUCCUCUCAAGGGUCAUUAAGAGCAGUUAAAAAACAGAAAUCACUCAACCUCACCUUUUCGCUGCAUGUGUUUAGUGUGUUGUUGGCCAUGCAAUAUAUUGCACUCUUUUAAGGAGUGUUAAUUUUUUAUAGCUCGGUGGGUUGUUUCCUGAUCAGUAAGAGCUGACCUUUACUCAGGACUGGAAUCAUGUCACCAUCAUACUGUGCCAUAUAAAGGUUGCUAUGCUCAUGAACCAGUCCUAGAACAAACAACACCUUCUUGAACCCUGACUUGGCAUCACCUGUAACGGCAAACCUUCCACUUCUGUUUUCAUAUCCCUCCCUUCCCUCCCUCAUAAAAUUGUACCGAGAACAAGUUUGGCAGCUGAAACAGUGGCUUAGUUUCUCUGUACACACAGCGGUUUCGGUUGAAUUAUCCAGCUUAUUUUAGCCAGGUCCUGAGAAGAGGAAAAGCAACAGACGCGGCAAGUGUGUCCACAGCAGGACAGGCAAAAAGCAGACAAAUGUACAGAUGCAGAAGAACAUUGGAUGUGUUCUACAGUGGUCAUGGGGCGACAGAUAAGCCUGUCUAGCACUCCAUCCCAGCAUCCAGUUAAACACAGUCAUAAAUUUUCAGGUUAUAGGGAGUAGUAGCUGCAUGGCGGGUUCCUACUUUGGGAGGUAAAUAAAGGGCUUCCUGAGAGCAGCAGCAGUAUUUUUACAACUCUCUGUCUCCCUUGCCUGGACCCACCAGCAUGCGGACCCCAACGCCCAUGAUUGUGGGCAUUGUGCUUGGCCCCUGUGGGCUUGUCCUAAACCUGACCAGCACCCUAGCUCAGACCUGGAGGACGGUCAGCCUCAUCCCCGGGGAGACACAGGACCUGAUCCAGCACCAAGGCAUCUGGCAGUUCUGCAAUGAGUACCAGAGCAGCCACAUGAACAACUGCUUUAACAUUAAGGACACACUGGGAUACUUCUCCCAGCUGCCUGUGCAAGUGGCCAAGGGACUCAUGCCUGCCUCACUGGUGGUCACCGCUCUGGGUCUAGUGGUGGCUUCGCUGGGAGUGCGCUGUUGGCAAGACCAACCCCAUCACUUGCUGGGUGGGCUGGGUGGGCUGCUGCUCUUCAUUUCUGGACUGCUGAGCCUUAUUGCCAUCUCUUGGUACAACCAUGAGCUCUACGAUCUGCCUGCCCCCACAGGCAGCACAUUGGCCGUGGGCUACUGCCUGGUCCUAGGGUACCUCGCUAGCUGCAUGGAAAUUAUUGGGGGUCUCGCUCUGACUGUGAGCUUUGGCCAGUGUUGCAAAGAAUGCAAACUGAAGAAAGCUACUAAAGACACCACUUACCCACCAAGCAACCAGCAGGGCCCAGCAAGCGUGGCAGCCAUUAGCUCCCCCUCCAUCAUAGAUGGCAGAAACACGCGCAUCUCAAGCUGGAAUACAGCACAUAACUACCACAGCAAUUUCCUGGAUGUAAUGGAAGAUGAAGUGGGCAGUCAGAGUCCCAGCAGGUUUCCCUGUGACUCAGAUCUGUAGCCCUAAACCGGGAAAUUUCUACAAAUGGAAGGCAAGGUAUGAGCUGCCUGUGCCUGAACAGAACAGCAGCCAGGAAUGAUCACCUGAAAGUGUGACAUUUUCCUACUUCUACAAACAAAAACAAAUAUUUCCUGAAAUAUUUGUUUGACAGUGAAUUUAGCUGCCUGAGAGGAUAAUCGUGGAUUCUUCAUCUUCGGAAGUCUUUAAACAAAGUUUGGAUGGCUAUUUUGUGGAUGCUUUCGUUGGAUAUUCCUUUCCUGUAUUAGACUGGAAGGCUCUUCAGUUUCCAUGAUUUUAUUUUUGAUUAUAUGUGAUUAUAAUUGGAGAGUGGUGCAGUGGGUUAAACCCUUGUGCUGGCAGGACUGCUGACCGACAGGUUGGCGGUUUGACUCUGGGGAGAGCGGGUGAGCUCCCUCUGUCAGCUCCAGCUCCCCAUGUGGGGAUAUGAGAGAAGCCUCCCAUGGGAUGGUAAAACAUCAAACAUCUGGGUGUCCCCCUGGGCAACAUUUUAGCAGAAGCCAAUUCUUUCACACCAGAAGUGACUUGCAGUUUCUCAAGUUGCUCAUGACACAAAAAAAGUGGUUGGAACAGCUGGAGCACUGAGAUUCUUGAUGCAUCUAUUUAAAGCAUUUCCCAAUCAAUAUUGUUAUGUCAUUAAGAUGUUUAAAAUUACUACAAUAAAAAUAUGAAGAGUUUUCUUUAUCAAA